CGACCGUCAAAGAGCCAAAGUGUCAAAAAUAGAACUGCAAAUGCCAAGAUUUGUCGCUGUAGUUUCGUAAAUUCAUUCAAUCAUACAUUUGAUUUAAUAAAUUAAAUAAAUAAGUUUAUAGUUCUAUUCAUGUGAGUUAAGUGAAUUGUGGACCGAAAUUAGUUUGCUGCAGAAUUUUAUAAUAUUUGUUUACGAAACCAGCUGUUGAUAAUUAAAUUACUGAAAAUGUAGCGCAAAAAAAAUAUAACGGUCUAUAAAUACACAUGAGUGUUGAUUUCAAUAAAAUCUUCCUACAACAAUCUGCUACCCAAAAGACAAAUGCGUUCAAGUACAUUGCAAGUGAUUAUAUCAGAAAUCUCCAAUACCUUCUCACUUCAUCAUGAAGCAGCUAGCAGCUUGGUAUCAGAAAAAAAUAAGUUCGUACGACAAGGAAGAAUGGGAGACUAUGGUGGAACAGCUGCUGAUGCGCGGCACCUACCGCCGGCGCAUCGUCGACUUCUCAUCACACGCGCGCUCCUACCUCAUCGAUGUUGACUUAGUUAGAGGAUCGUCAUUCCCAAAAGCAAAGCCGACGUUGAGCAUGCGUCGUGUGAUAUGGUACGCUCUAGUCCGACUAUUGUUCCUACCCGUGCUGUACCAAUGGUGGACCCAACAAACCUCACCAGCCUGCGCCAAGUUCCUCCUCACACUCUGGCUCAUGCAGGUCCUCAAUAUCACCAUCUACUUCAUGACACCAGAAACCAUUGACAACGACCCGAACUGCUGGCUAGUGCCUCUAGGCUUGAUGUUGGUGCUUAGCAUUGUACACUCACAGAUAGUUAGUACAACUGAAAUGGAACUAGCUCGGGUGAGGCCACGGGCUACCUUCCGACGCAAGUUACCAAGAUACUUCAGGCGACCUAGGUCAGAUUGCGACGGUGGUAGCGGUGGCGGAUCUGCGGAAAGUGGCGCCACCUCGAGUCAGAGCAAGACACCAACGUCUAAACCUGCAAAAUUUCGACGGAGACAAACACGCACCGAUGUCGCUGAAAACGGCUUGAGAAAACGUAAAAAGGAACUGACAAAAGAGAAUCUGAUCAAAAAUUUAGAACCUGUUAAAAAUAAGACUAUAGUGAAAAUGAAAGCUAAAGACUCGGAUGAUGAAGACUAUAUGGUUUGGAAGAAACCUGAUGUGACUGCACCUAUAGUGACGUUCACCCCACCGCCAGACGACGCUACACCCAGCACCUCCUUCCGAUACAAACCAAACGUACUUACUAAGAAACAAUUAGAAUCAUUCAACGUAAGACAGAACCAACAAAUGCUAUCUAGAGUACUAGCCGACGGAGACGAUGGCUUCGAGAGCCUGAACGGGUACAAUUCAAACGGCAGUGAGGGAGAAAGAGUUAAAAAUGAGACUGAAAACUUAAUCCAAAGAGAAGCUAAGAAAUCUAACGGGCAGAAUGAUAUAGGUCCUAAAGAGACCAAUAGUCCUGAUAAACAAUCAGCGGAUACUUCUAUAGAGACUGUUAAAAAUGAGGAGAUAAAAGAUAAUGAUGGGAUUAGAGAAGAUUUAAAAAAACAUGAGGAUAAGUCUGAUGCAGAUUCUGAUGGUGUUGCCGCUACCAGCAGCCCUAGUACUGGGAAACGAGUUGGAGUCCGUUUUAGAAACUCCUGGGCCCAAGAUGGUAUACAUUUGCAAGAAACCAGCGAUGAAGACUUUACCAUCCAUAAAAAGAAAGAAAAGAAAUUUGACAAUUACCAGUCAUCGUCAUCGGACGGGGAAUGCUCGGCGUCCGCUCCAUCCAUCGCCCUACCAUCCCACCAUACCAUGUCCGAUUGGGUUGGCCAAACUACUAACAGUGAGGAGAGUAGUUAUGGCUCCCAGUCUGAAGGUGGACAUUCAGAUGUUGGGUUUUCAUACACGGCUGACAGUUCCUGGGAUCCUUUCGCUAUACUUGAUCCGACUAGUGAUACAGUAAAAUGCACGAUGUGGGAGCGUGGUUCAACCCUCCGCGCUGAGCUGUCUGCGGUGGACAUAAGUUGGUACGUGGUGGCGCGCGCCGAGCGAGCCAUGGCGGCCGACGGAUGUCUAUGGGCCGGCCUCGCUAUGGCCGCCGCAGUCGCACUCGUUAAGCCUAUCAUAAGAUUCGCUCAGGUGGCUGCAGAAUUAGACAGUAGAACAGAAGAAGAACUCCAAGCGCUCUCCGUAAUAACUUACUUCCCGACGCUAAUGGCCAACUACAAGGGGUCGCUACUCUCUAUAUUCAUUGGUGCUUUUGGUGACAAUAUUUGGGUGGUAUCAACGAACGUGUUGUCCUGUUUGCUGCGUUUCGCGUUGGGUGCUCUAGUAUUCUUCCUGCUGGCGGUAGCGGAGCGAGCAUUCAAGCAACGGUUCCUGUACGCCAAGUUGUUCUCACACCUCACUUCGGCGCGACGAGCUCGCAAGUCGGAACUGCCACACUUCAGACUCAAUACUGUCAGGAAUAUCAAGACUUGGCUGUCCACUCGGUCUUAUUUGCGACGCCGUGGUCCCCAGCGUUCUGUGGAAGUGAUCGUGUCAGCCGCAUUCAUGCUGAUCGUCGUACUACUCGGCUGUGUAAGCACACAUCUCUUACGAUGUAAUAAUACUCAGGACUCAGUGACGUUAGAGAGCGGCUGGCUACUUGAAGUGUUACUAUGGAGCUUCUGCAUCGGCAUUUAUUUACUGCGACUUGGCACGUUGGGUAGCAAUGUCAACAAGAAGUACCGCGGCUGUCUUUCAGCCAUACUUACUGAGCAGAUCAACCUCCAUCUUGCAAUAGAACAGAGGCCAGACAGCAAAGAACAACUCACUGUCGCUAAUAACGUGCUCAAACUAGCUGCUGAUUUACUAAAGGAAUUGGAUGCGCCCUUUAAGAUAUCUGCGUUAUGUGCCAACCACUACCUCUAUACUAUCACUAAAGUGGUCAUCCUAUCGGCAUUGUCAGGAGUGCUAUCAGAGAUGCUAGGCUUCAAGUUAAAACUACACAAAAUCAAAAUCAAAUAAAACCACGGCCGCUAUUAUUGUCCUAUGCAAUAAUCAAGUCGACUAGUCUGAGAGGCCAUUUACGUAUAUUAAUAUAUCGUCUCAUCAUACGGCACCAAGUCACAAAAUAAAUAUUCAUACAAUAUUUGUGCAUAAUAGUACUAUUGAUAAUAAAAAAUAAAUCAAAUUUUUAAUAUUCACAAUAAAUGAACUACUUAUAAUAACAAUAUAACUGCACUUAGUAAAAUUUAUAUCUUAUUCAACGUUUGUUAAUAGUAUAUAAUAAAAAAAAUAUGGUUACAUUUCAAAUAAGUAGGUAGUACGUUAAUGUGUUAUAGAAAAUUUCUAAACAGGGAUGUAUUAUGUAAGUAAGCAAAUACCUUUACGUAGUUCUUCGAAUUAUAAACUAUUAAUAAUCAAAUAUUUCCUAACGUUAGCACUUUUUCUGCAACUUUUAGAAUUACUUCCGAAUUAUGUACAGUCAGCUGAACUAUUUUGUAUGCAGAUAGUAAAACAAUCGAUUCACAUACUAUUGAGAAAGUAUUGGGACAGACGGCAUUUUCAAGAUCUAGCUUUCAUUAAAUAUCAUACAGUCUAGAAUUUAAUAGAUGUCUGCCAGUCUGGUUAUAUCUGUUUAGUAAAUGGUUUGGCUGUCUGAAAAAUGUACAUUGAACUUAAACCUCAUGUUCGUUAUUAUUUUGUUUAUUGAGAAAUAUCAGUUUUUUUUUAAACUAAAUACAAUUGACUGACUUACUGUACCGCUUCUAAAUCACAUACUUUCUAUGUGCCAAAUGUUAUUUUUAGACAACAUUCUCGAUAAUUUAUUUGUUCCUUUGUCAUAAGAGACUAGCACAAUAUAAUUCUAAUGUAUUAUUGUUCCUCAAAAAAUACAAAAUAAAUUAUCUAUGUAGAAUUAUAUUCCUCUUGCUCUCUAAGCACUUUGGCUGUAUAGAGGACUUUUGUUUUAAAAAAAAACGGUAUCUAUUUUCUGGUUGGAAAGAUGUAUUUUACCUGUAUCGUUAUUUUACGAGGUGUUUACAUGUACCUAUUUGUAUAUAACUCUAAGCAAACUGAGGCCUUUCUUAUUAUAUUGUGGGUUAUUCUAGAUGUUGUCAUGUUUUAAACUAAAGAACUACUGUGUGGUAGACUUAGGUUCUGUUAUUUUAUAUUUUACAGAUUCACUUUUGGAACUCAUUGAAUUAACAAGAUUAGGUUUGUACAAUUGACCAAUUUUAUUCUUGACCACCUUUGACAAUAAGCCUCCAAAAUAUGCAGACCAAAAGAAGUUAAUGCCUUUAUGUUGGUACAUAAAUCAAAUUUGUUUACUUACUGUAAAAUACGGUAAAGUUAAUGUAAGUUAAGAGCUGUAAAGGGCGCUUAACGAAGCGCAUUACCCUCAGCUGCCACAGGAAUAUUAAAUUUGCACGAAAAUCCUCCUGUGUCCAGAACAAUUUGUCUGUUUAUUAUAUUUUCCAACUACUAAGAUACUUAUAAUAAUUAUUUAUUUACAUCAAACUACCUUUUUAAUGUUAAAUGUAUGACGCUAUAUUUGUUAUGAUCUCAUUUAAAGUUUUAGUUAAUUAAAUAAUAAACUAGUUGAAUGAAGUUUUCUCUUCAGGUCAAAUUACGAUAGCUAUGAUAUAUUUUUUGUUUCACAUACCGCAAUGACUCUGAUAAAAUGUUAUCCUUGACCUUAUUAUAAUUUUUUAAAUGGUAGUUAUACUAAGAAUAUCUUAUUGUUGAUAUGUAGGUAUAACUAAAUAUCAAUUUGCAGUUUUGCCAUAAAACCCUAUAAAGAUAUCAUGCAAUAUUUUUAAUAGAAGCGUAAUUUGAGUGCUAUUUUUGAAGGGUCUGAAGUAUAUAAUUUACAUUAUUAAUGACAUAAUAUGUUAUUAUUAUGAAUGUUUUCGAACAUUUAUUUUAUCAGAAAUCAUGUUAUUACAUAGUAAAUGGGUAACUAUAUAAUAUUAGAGUUUAGUUAAAUAAAUGCCAUUAUUUUUAUAUGUUAACUUUAUCUGUGUUCCUAAUCAUUCUGUAUAUUGUUUUAAUUUUCUCAAAAAGACAGUUAAUGUAAAUAGAUGUUAUUUUUU
Messenger RNA from Spodoptera exigua (beet armyworm), 5076 nucleotides. The record is from the annotation of a GenBank genome assembly. NCBI's taxonomy places the organism in Eukaryota, Metazoa, Arthropoda, Insecta, Lepidoptera, Noctuidae.